Enterobius vermicularis (human pinworm) is the source of this 357-nucleotide messenger RNA. Lineage: Eukaryota; Metazoa; Nematoda; Chromadorea; Rhabditida; Oxyuridae. The record is from the annotation of a GenBank genome assembly.
AUGUGUGAGAGCAGACUGCAGAUGAAACUAGUAGGUGACCGAAUAGAAUUACAAAUUAUCCAAUUACCUAAUGAACCUGGGGUCGGUCUCGGAUUCGGAAUUGUUGGCGGAGCAUCGACAGGUGUCGUUGUCAAAACUAUUCUUCCGGGAAGUCCGGCCGAUAAAGGAAAGGAAUUGAGGCCUGGAGACCAUAUUUUAAAAGUAGGUGCAGUUAAUGUUCAAGGCAUGGGUUCUCAACAAGUAGCAACAAUUCUUCGCCAGCAAGCAGGCACUGUUGAACUGGUAGUCGGUAGACAACCUUCAGCAAAAGAAUCACCACCAGAAGUACCAAGUAAGAACAUUUGCAAAAAUUUUUGA